AGGCUCCUGCUUACAGGCACAGCAGGGCUUUGCUGGAAAUUGGAGUGCACCCCUCAACACUUGCUGGACUCGAGACUGAUGCAACCAAGUUGUGAAUAAUUACGUAAUUAGAAGAAACAUUUUUCUGGGGGAAAAUAUUUUUAGGCCAAAUUUUUCAAAGUGAAGACUGGCUAAGGAGCCAAACUACAUUACCCAAUUCCAGAAGACAAAGUUCUCCUCUUCUUGUUUGUGAAGAGUGUCAAAGAUGAAUCGUGUAGAGGAGUGGGUGCUCGAGAACAGGAGCAAGAUUGAGAAGGGUGUGGAGAUCAUGGGACAAAGCUGUGAGGUGUUAGCCGCCACUGUGGGGCAGCUUCACCCUGUUCUGGAAGCUGUAUUUGUGGCCUCAGCCGAGAUUCUUAGCAAUCCUGAAGGCAAGGAGGCCAAGUACCUGACUGAGCAGUUUGAAAAGGUAAACCAGAAGCUAGAAGGCAUACAGGAUGAGAUUGAAAAAAUUGCUUUAGAGUUACAACGGACCUCCAUGAACAAACAAAAUUUUGAUCGUGAAGCACAGAUGAUCAGCCAGUAUGAGAAGUUCCAGGAUUUUGUAAAUGCCAAGCCAAAGUUCAAGGAGAAGAAGUUGGAGAAAUUCCUGAGUCACUAUGAGAACACAGACAGUGACCUCAAUCUGGAUGCCCUUUACAAUGCAGUGACCGGAGAAAACACCUCUGGAGACCCUAUGCUGGAGACAGUGGUAGCCACUGAGCAGAGAAGCCGAAGGGCUGUGGAAGAGUUCUGCGCCCGGCUGAAGAAGCUCUUUGUGGUGGGCAUCAUAGCUGUUAUGGGCUAUGCCUCUCUGAAGGAAGGGGCUGUUGGGGAAGCAAUGGUAAAGAAAUGGCAGGAACGGAUGGAAGAUGUAGAAAUGCGCAUGAAGGCAGCAGUGGAUGACUGCACGGAGAAUUUUGCUGUGCAAGCCAAGAUAGACAUAGAGCAUCAACUUCUGGAGAAGCAAGGCAAUGUUGAUCCCCAGUUUACUCAGAGCCUUUUAGAUCUGCUUGCUAAAAAAUAUGACUGGGUUUCUUGGUCAAUCAGGGUUUUCAGUCAUGCAGGCCUGUUUUUCUGGAAUUGGCUGGCUGGAAAGAAAUACCAUGGCAGUGGUGGCGGGAAUUUCUUUGACCUUCUGACUAAGAAUAACAUUAGGGUGGUGGUUUCCUUUAGCGUAGAUCCCAAGCCAAUAAACAAGAGUCACAUACAGGAGCAGAUCGAGAAACAAAAGCUAAAAGGCAACAUGGUAGAGGUGGCCCAGUGUCUUAGUAAUAGUUUACCCAACUGUGUGGUACACGCUAUAAGCCGAUAUAAGGUGGUGGUGGAGGCCAAUAACUUCCAAGAUGAAUGUUACUAUUACGGGAAACACAAAAGAGCCCAUCUUUGCAUUCACUCAGAAUAGGCCUGGUGCUUGCAUAAUCUCCCAAAACUUUUACGAUCAAACAUUGACAUUUAGCCUUUGACUUGUACGUAGUCUUGUAUAACCUUUUAUAAACAUGGAUAAUGGCUAAGGUUUUAGGUGUUAUCCUAUUAGUAAUUCUUAAAAGACUUGUUUAAGUCAGGAUUAUUUUUUACUUUUAUGUAUAAAUAUCAGACUAUAAAGGCUUUAAGAGGGGAUGUUUGGAAUGGUUCAUUCAAAAAUGUAUCAAUAAAAUGUAAAUUCUGCUGAAUGUCUGCGAAGAUGAGGUGAUACUUUAUAUAAAAAAAAAUAAAAGUUGUGUUUAAACAGCUGAUAUAUUGCUGUUACUACAAGCUUUGUAUUUUAAUAUUUUGAUAUAUACACUACAUGGACUGAGUGUUGUUUACUGAGACGAUGUUCAACUUCAUUAGGUAGUUGCAAAAUUCUGUAUGUAUUCCAAAGCAAAGUGAUUCUCAUUAAAGUUGUAAAGGUGCAGGGCCACUGUUUAGUUUGCAAUUCGAGUUAUGAGAUUUCAUCAACUCUGUCAGAUAUCUAUAUUCUGUUUGUGCAUACUGGCAUUUUUGAAAUAAUAAACACAAAGUCUGAACAGCAUAUAGGUAAUGUUUGUCCUUAAAUUU
Messenger RNA from Scleropages formosus (Asian bonytongue), 2058 nucleotides. It is a transcript of the gene rpz5, whose product is annotated as rapunzel 5. The record is from RefSeq and is a predicted model, not a curated record. The transcript has 3 exons. Lineage: Eukaryota; Metazoa; Chordata; Actinopteri; Osteoglossiformes; Osteoglossidae. Bases 245 to 1423 code for a protein of 392 amino acids.